AUGGCCGACUCUCUUACUGAAGAACAAGUAUCGGAAUUCAAGGAGGCCUUUUCUCUGUUUGACAAAGAUGGUGAUGGUCAAAUCACGACGAAGGAGCUCGGCACCGUUAUGCGAUCCCUUGGACAAAAUCCGUCAGAAUCUGAACUUCAAGACAUGAUCAACGAGGUUGACGCUGAUAACAACGGAACGAUCGAUUUCCCCGACGAAGAGGUCGAUGAGAUGAUCCGCGAGGCUGAUCAGGACGGCGACGGAAGGAUUGACUACAACGAGUUUGUCCAACUCAUGAUGCAGAAAUAA
Molecule: messenger RNA, 297 nt
Organism: Parascedosporium putredinis
Lineage: Eukaryota; Fungi; Ascomycota; Sordariomycetes; Microascales; Microascaceae
Source: the annotation of a GenBank genome assembly